This is a messenger RNA of Uranotaenia lowii, 2601 nucleotides long. RefSeq names its product papilin-like. The coding region runs from base 98 to 2338 and encodes 746 amino acids. The record is from RefSeq and is a predicted model, not a curated record. The transcript is spliced from 3 exons. Gene Ontology annotation, molecular function: chitin binding. Gene Ontology annotation, cellular component: extracellular region. NCBI's taxonomy places the organism in Eukaryota, Metazoa, Arthropoda, Insecta, Diptera, Culicidae.
AAACGAACCAAGCUUCAGCAACUUCUUGUGAUAUUCGACCUCAAAGUUGACAAAACAUCGAUCCAUAACUUUAACUUUAGGAAGCGUUCUCUCUGCCAUGGAAAAACUAGUGAGAUUUGUUCUGCUGCAGUUUAUCGUGCUGAUUGUCUGGUUACAUUCGGUGCGAUCGCAGGCGGUGGGGACAAAUUGUCUGGGCAGGGACUACCUCUGUCUGGACGAUCAACGGUACCAGAUUUGUAUCGAAACUCAACCCGGGUACUUCGAGACGGUAGACGAUCAACCGAACUACUGUCCACCUCAUUCGUUCUGCAGCAAUACCGGUGAGUUUGAGUGCGAUUCAUCGGUAGCCCCGAGCACAGCUAGUCCCCAGGUUGAUAAUUUACCGGCAGAAGGAUCAAGUACAGUCAUCCAAACAGAUGGACAACAACCAGAAGUAAACGACGAAACAAACAACACAGCUCCACCCGUUGAGGAAACUCAACCUGAUGUCGUUGAAGAGCCAGUAGAAGGUGAAGAUGACGUGGUAGAAGAACCACGCGAAAUACCUGUAUUCGAAGAGGAAAUUCCUGUAGAAGAUACGCAAGCAACCGAAGAAGACUCUCCUUCAGUUGUGGAGACCACCCAAGAAAAUAAAACGCCCGAGGAGUCACAAACCGAAACUUCGGAGCCACAAACCGAAGGCUCUCUAGGAGGUGUUGAAGAAGCCGAAGCCGAAACUGAAUCUGCAAACACAGUUGAUGAGGAGAAUCCUGAUUUGGACCACUCUUCAACGGUAGUUUCGGAAGAGCCUGCUACGACUACUGACGAAUCAGAAACCUCCGAAGGUGUUGAAGUUGAUGCUGCUGAAGCUACUUCAGAAGAGCCAAACCAAACCGAAGCGGAAGCUGAUGAAGAAACAACGGUACCAGAAGCUGUCGAUGGUGGACAAGAGUCGGUAACAGAGGAACAAACAUCAUCCUCAGUUGAUGAUAACGUGAACCAGACUACUGAACAGUCUCAAUCCGAAAACAACGCUGCUACGGAUGAAGUUGAAGAACCAGCAGAAAACACUGACGUUCAUGAGGAUUCAACUACUGAAGGUUCUCAGACCACCGAAGGACAAUCUGGUAACGAUAACAACGAUCAACAAAUCACAACAGAGGAGACUGUUCCAACUGGUUCCAAUGUUGAUGAGGAGAAUACUAAUGAGUCUGUUGUUGAGGGUGAGGACGCAGAUUCAGCUUCUCAAGCAAACACUGAGCAAUCACAAGCUUCUAGUAGUCCGGAUGAAACCGAAUCAUCUGCGGCCGUUGCUGAAGGAGAAACAACCUCGGACAGUUCUAAUGUAGUUGAGGAUGAAAACUCGAGCACCACUGUGGUUGAAGAGCAACACUCUUCCAGCACUGAAACAUCAGAGGUUACUGAACAAACCAGCGGAGCUACAAAUGACGGUGAAAUUAAUGAAUCAAGCCCAGUUGAUGACUCAACGUCACAGAGUCAGAACGAAGAGCCUUCAUCUACUCAGUCAAGUGCAACAUUUCAAGAAUCCACCUCGCAACAAAUAACUUCGACUGCUUCACCAUCAACCGAAGACAACUCUCCCGAAGACUCCGAAUCCGAAGACGAAACCUCCUCCCAAGACAGCGACAACGAAGUCGUAAGUCCAGCAACUACCCCUGCUCCCUUCGUCUGUCAACAAGCCGGUCGUUUCCCUCAUCCAACAGACUGUCAAAAAUACUACACCUGUCUCUUACUCCCAUUCGGCCUUUACGAACUCGAACGCAGCUGUUUCCCUGGAUGGGCCUACAACCCUACUCUACAACGAUGCACCACCGAUCAGGCACCCUGCUUCCCCGGAACGUUCACCUGCACCGGUCCCGGCCGUUUCUCGGAUCCUACCGACUCGACCAAAUACUUCUGGUGCAUCUGGAACGUCUUCGGAGGAUACCUCCAAUACAGUCUCAACUGCCCUCCCGGCCAAGUCUUCAACGAUUUCCGCAAAGUUUGUGUCGCCCCGCUGACCCCAAGACUCAGUUCCGAAACCGAUGAAGACAUCGAUGACUCUUCCGCAGUUCAAAAUCAUCCAGCAGAUCUUGACGAAGCCGAUUCCGAAGACCUGCUGCCUCCGGCACCUCCAGUGGUGGAAAAGGUUAGUUUCGCGUGUACCGAAGAAGGAACCUUUCCGGAUCCCAACAACUGUGCACGGUACUUCAUCUGCACCCUGAAGAAGAAGGACAAAUUCAAGAAGAGCAAACUGAAGUGCCCCAAGGGAACGCUGUUUGAUGUGGCCCUGGAAGUUUGUACUGCCGAUGAGGAUGUGAUUUGUGGUUCAACUGUUGAAAAAAUUUUUUUCGACUAGUGUGAAAAGUUUAAUUGAUUAUUAGUUGCUUUAAAAUGUUAUGAGAUGUAAAAGGGUGUUAUUAAAUUUAUUUUGCAUUUGAACUUUUUAAAUUUUAAAAUUUUUAAUGUAUCCAUGUCUUUUAUCACAUGUUUGUCAUAGUUUCAAUGUCUUUUUGAUAAUAGGUCCAAACAGAAAAGUCAUGAACAUGACGACAGAUUUCGAUUUGUUCUGUCUCCUCUAACUCCUGUUGCAUAUGAUGCAUCAUUAAUUUUUUACUUAUU